ACCAGCCGGCCUUGCAGCCCCUGCCCGGGGCGGAGGCGGCGCCCGGGGCGGGCGGAGCGUGACCGCGGGUCGGCGGGCGGGUUUAAGAGCGCGGCGUGCGCGCCCGGCCCGCGCCAGCUCCCGGCCGCGGCACAGCAGCCCCGGCGCCCGCCGUGCCACCCCGCCGCCACCGCCACCGCCGCCCGGAGCCGCCGCGCCAUGCCCCGCAUAGACGCGGACCUCAAGCUCGACUUCAAGGAUGUCCUGCUCCGACCUAAGCGGAGCAGCCUCAAGAGCCGCGCCGAGGUGGAUCUUGAACGCACCUUCACGUUUCGAAAUUCAAAGCAGACCUACGCAGGGAUUCCCAUCAUCGUGGCCAACAUGGACACUGUGGGCACAUUUGAGAUGGCAGCUGUGAUGUCACAGCACUCCAUGUUUACAGCAAUUCAUAAGCAUUACUCCCUGGAUGACUGGAAGCUCUUUGCCACAAAUCACCCGGAAUGCCUGCAGCACGUAGCCGUGAGUUCAGGCAGUGGGCAGAACGAUCUGGAAAAGAUGAGCAGCAUCCUGGACGCAGUGCCACAGGUUAAGUUUAUUUGCCUGGAUGUGGCCAAUGGGUAUUCAGAACAUUUUGUGGAAUUUGUGAAACUCGUCCGUGCCAAAUUUCCUGAACACACCAUUAUGGCAGGAAAUGUGGUGACAGGAGAAAUGGUAGAAGAGCUUAUUCUUUCUGGAGCAGAUAUCAUCAAAGUGGGAGUUGGACCAGGUUCUGUGUGCACCACGCGCACCAAGACGGGAGUGGGCUACCCCCAGCUGAGUGCAGUCAUCGAGUGCGCAGACUCUGCCCACGGCCUGAAGGGCCACAUCAUCUCUGAUGGAGGCUGCACGUGUCCAGGGGAUGUCGCCAAAGCCUUUGGAGCCGGAGCCGAUUUUGUGAUGCUGGGAGGGAUGUUUUCGGGUCAUACAGAGUGUGCUGGAGAAGUGAUUGAGAGGAACGGACAGAAGCUCAAGCUGUUCUACGGGAUGAGCUCAGACACGGCCAUGAAGAAGCACGCAGGAGGAGUUGCCGAGUACAGAGCCUCCGAGGGUAAGACUGUGGAAGUGCCUUACAAAGGAGAUGUGGAAAACACUAUCCUGGAUAUUCUCGGGGGACUGAGGUCCACGUGCACCUACGUGGGGGCCGCCAAACUCAAGGAGCUCAGCAGGAGGGCCACGUUCAUCCGGGUGACCCAGCAGCAUAACACCGUGUUCAGCUAACCCUGGGGCGAAGCGGCGUCCGUCCCGAGCGGAAGCUUCCAAACCUGCUUUUCCCAUCUCCUUCCUAGUCUGUUCGGGCUGAGCUUCUGGCUGCUGCUGAAUGGUGGAAUGCUGUGUGCUCUCUCCACCCUCCUGCCGCCUGGAGCUUCGGUGCCCUCUCGCGUGCCUUCUCGGGGGCUCAGACACAAGGCACUGAUUGGGGCAACAUCAGAGCCCUGCUGCCCAGAACUCAUAACCUCAUUGUUCAAACCGACACUUGCACCUGUCUCUCUCUUUUUUAAAAGAAGAUGGUUUCACUUUAAUAUAAUGCUGUUAUCUUAAGACUUGA
Molecule: messenger RNA, 1564 nt
Organism: Sapajus apella (tufted capuchin)
Lineage: Eukaryota; Metazoa; Chordata; Mammalia; Primates; Cebidae
Gene: GMPR
Product: guanosine monophosphate reductase
Exons: 9
Coding region: 199-1236 (345 amino acids)
Biological process (GO): nucleotide metabolic process
Cellular component (GO): GMP reductase complex
Molecular function (GO): GMP reductase activity
Source: RefSeq, a predicted model, not a curated record